This is a messenger RNA of Drosophila guanche, 3352 nucleotides long. RefSeq names its product protein Teyrha-meyrha (gene tey). The transcript is spliced from 8 exons. Gene Ontology annotation, biological process: protein ubiquitination. The record is from RefSeq and is a predicted model, not a curated record. Bases 347 to 2854 code for a protein of 835 amino acids. Lineage: Eukaryota; Metazoa; Arthropoda; Insecta; Diptera; Drosophilidae. Gene Ontology annotation, molecular function: ubiquitin protein ligase activity.
GAACGUGCGGGUGCAUGCAUGUGUCGAGAGCGAGAAAGAGACCGAGUCAGCUGAUCCAUCCGUUAGCCUCCGUUGUUACCGUUAAUUUACCGACGCCGCGCCAACCCAUGGGAACUACUAAAACAUAUACUCGUACUGUUUGCUGCCACCCACUCCCCUCCGACCGAAAGCAAUUUCAAAUGUUAUUCGAUUAUAAUUUCUAAAUUUUGCAUGUGCCAAUAUAGAAAGAGAAAGCGAGAAAGUGUGUGUGUGUUCGUUAUGUGUGUGCCAAAUUAGUUGAAAGCAAAAGUUAACAGGAAAAACCAAAACAAAAUAAAAGAAUACAAAAAACAAAAACAAGUUGCAGAUGGAAAGCAACGCAUUUGGCAGCAGCCAUUUGCCAUCUCAAGCGCUUGUUGUUCUAUCAGAGGCCGCUUCCGGUUUGCAUGAGGCUCUACGUGGACAACGUCCGUUUCCAUCGAGAUUUUUCCCAUUUCAGUUACCUGACGCCAAAGAUCUCCACAACAUGUCACUAGUCGGCAACUACUUCCAUCCGCAUCUGCUGCAAACGCUCAACCAUGGAAUGCUGGUGGCCAACGGCGCCGCAGCGGCUGCGGCAGCCGCCGGUGCAGGUCCCGCGAGCUACUUUGCCAGCGACAGAUCGUCGUUGGGUAAGCCGUCGGGGCUGUCGAACUUCUCGCUGCCGCUGCCGUCGGCUUUCUCGCCCCCCAAAUAUAUUGGCAUAUCGUUGGAUCAGAAUCUGUUCAAUGGCAGCGAAUCAUUUCGCACGGAUUCGGCCAGUCCCACAUGCACAUCCCACGAAUCCAUGGAGGGAUCACAGGAUUACGAUGCCGUUGAAAAGGGUGAAAGUCCGCGCAGUAAUAAUUCUCAGGAUCCCAGGGAUUUGAGACAUCUGCAUAAUGCGGGGAAGGGACACCCGGCAAUGGCCACCUCGUCGGCCUCGGCAUCGGCAUCGGCCUCCAGCUCAUCCUCAAACUCAUCCUGCUCGACCAGCAAUUCGGCCAUCAGCACGCCAACCAGCAGCGUGGCCGUCUCGAUGGCCACCCAUCUGGCCUCCUCGCCCCAUCUGCAUCACACGCACUCGCAUUCGCACUCCCAUCCGCAUCAGCAUCAACAUCAGCAGCAUCAGCACUCGCAUUCGCAUCCCCAUCAUGGCCAUCAUGUGGGAGCGCCACCGGGAUCAGUGGCCACGACACACCAUCACAUGGCCCAUCCGCAUCCGUUGUCCCACCACCACGCGGCUCAUCAUGCGGCGCUGGCCAGCCUGAGCAUGGCCGGACUAAGGGCGGUGCCGGGCGGCCUGAGUCUGGUCAGUGGGUUGCAGGCAGCGGCAGCCGGCGGGGCCAUACCCGACAUGUGUCCGGUGUGUGGGCUCAAGCUGAGUCCGGAGGAGUGGCACACGCACUUCCUCACGGAGCUGGAUCGACUCUACAAGCUGAGUGCGGGCUUCGAGCGGGCCAAUUUGCAGGCCACGUACAUGUUUGCACCUCCCUGUCCGGCCCAAGAGAACGCCAUACGCACCAGUCACAAUCGCUGGGAGACAUUCCAGCGGAUACGCAACAAUCGCCAGAACCGCCUGAGACUCAAAGUGCGCAAGCGUAAAUACGGCGAAAUGUACAUGAUGGAGAGUCUCUACUGUAGCAGCUGUCCGAUCUGCAAGCGAAAGUAUGCCCUGGAAACGGGCAAGCUGCCCGAGGACGAUGCCAAGUCGCAGGAGGAAAUCGAGACGGUGGAUGUGGAGAGCUGCACGGAUGAUGUGCCCGAUUCGGGCUCGGAGCUAACUGGUCCCGGAUCGGUGGCUGCGGCCAGCGUCUCGACGAUACCCACCAGCAUGCACAACAGCAAUGCCCAGCCGGGCAAGCUGGAUGGCAUACUGUAUCGCACGGCCUGCGUGAUGAACCAGAAGGAUGUGCACGGCGACGAGCAGGAUGUGAGCACCAAUGUGACAACGGCCAGCAGCAGCAGCAGCAGCAGCUGGCCUACGGGUGAACCGCCUCAGGCACAUAUCAGUGUGAAAAACGUCAGCGAGCUGUCAUCUACCACACAUCACUACUACAACGCCGACUCCUGCGGCGUGGGCGUCAGUGACAACAACAGCAGCAGCGGUGGCGCCAGCAACAACAACAAGGAGCUAAUGAUGGACACAGCCUCGUGCCAGAACGAUAGCGAUGAGGAUGUGAUUGUGGAUGAUGAUGACAAUAACACCAGCAGCAUGAAGAUGACGAACAAAAUAAAUUACAACAAAAUGCAGCAGCAGCAGCAGCAACAGCAGCAGCGACGGCAGGAAGAGCAGAAUGUGGGCAGCAGCAGAUCUUUGGAGAACAUCUCACCCAUCGAAGAGCGUCCCCGUUCCGAGCCGCAGGUGAGCAGCACCGAUCCCGGACCCAUGGACAUCUCCCACAACAACAACAACAACAGCAACAACAACAACAACAAUACACCAACAUCGAAAUAUGUGGAGAGCAUGGAGAACAGCCUGUCGCAGCUAUCAUCGAUGGGAGUGCCGGGAUUAACGCAAUUGGACUCAAAGGUGGGAAUUAGUUCGGAUUUAAAACCGGACGAUGAAAACAAAUGUUUCAUUUGUAAGACAGGCAUAAAGGAUCUCAAUACGGAUGCGUUCCUGCGCGGUCGUAACUUUUAUUUUCAUCAAAGCUGUGCCAAUGUCAUGAGCAGCUAUCGCCUGAACAAGGAGCUGCUCAAUCAGGCCCAGAACCAACAGCAGCAGCAGCAACAGCAACAGCAACAACAGAGGACUGCAGCUGGCUCUGGACCGGGGGGCGAGGCAGCAGCAACGCCCCGAAGUUUGUCGCCAGCCCAGUCGCCGCAGCAGAGUGUGGGCCAGGCCAUGGAGUAGAGGUGUCAAAGGUUGAUAAUUGCAAUCAAAGCGUGAAUUUAUUAAAAUUAAUUAAUAAAAUAUAUGUAUUGUGCGAGUAUUUGUGGUAGCUAAUGGAGCAAAUUGGUAUGCAAAUUGGUGUUUAAUUGGGCAUAUCCCCAACCCUUCCUCACCCCCACCAACACCUCCUGUGUUCGGUUUUGCUCCCUUUUGACGUGUACAUUUAAUUUUGUUUUUCGUUUUGAAAUGGAAUUUCUAGUGCAAUUUAUGUGUUGCCUUUUCAAACUGUCUUAUAUAUGUAUGUACCACCCUUACCAUAUAAUAUAUCCGAUCCGUGUAUAUGUAAUAUGUAUUCGUAAUUUCCCCGAACGUGCUAUAAUUGUUAAAUAUUUGAUUGAUCGGAAGAAACAAAAACAAAAAACAAAAAAAUACAUACGAGAAAUGAUAAAUAGUUUCAACAGUAAGCAAAUAAUUAGUUGUAAAUUCUUAAGCCCAUAAAUUAUUUAUGACAAAAAUCAA